Sturnus vulgaris (Common starling) is the source of this 2940-nucleotide messenger RNA. RefSeq names its product exocyst complex component 8 (gene EXOC8). Lineage: Eukaryota; Metazoa; Chordata; Aves; Passeriformes; Sturnidae. Gene Ontology annotation, biological process: Golgi to plasma membrane transport; intracellular protein localization; exocytosis. The record is from RefSeq and is a predicted model, not a curated record. Gene Ontology annotation, cellular component: exocyst.
CCCGGUGGCGGCGGGGCGGGCACCGGGCGGCGGCGGCUGCGGCGCGGACAUGGCGCUGUCGCUGGGCGAGGGCGGCGGCGGGAGCCGGCUGCGGCGGCAGCUGGAGUCGGGCGGCUUUGCGGCGGGGGAGUACGUGAAGCAGCUGUCGCAGCAGUCGGACGGGGACCGGGACCUACAGGAGCACCGGCAGCGCAUCCAGGCGCUGAGCGAGGAGACCGCGCAGAGCCUGAAGCGGAACGUCUACCAAAACUACCGGCAGUUCAUCGAGACGGCGCGGGAGAUCAGCUACCUGGAGAGCGAGAUGUACCAGCUCAGCCACAUCCUCACCGAGCAGAAGGGCAUCAUGGAGGCCGUCACCCAGGCCCUGCUCCUCCAGGCCGACCGCGACGACCCCGCGCUGGGCGCCCGCCGCGCCGCCGCCGCCGACCCCUUCCUGCCGCUCUCGGCCAAGGAUGCGGCGGCCAACGAGGAGGGGCGGCAGCGCACUCUCACCACCCUCCUGGAGAAGGUGGAGGGCUGCCGCGACCUCCUGCCCGAGAGCCCCGGCAAGUACCUGGUCUACAACGGCGACCUGGUGGAGUACGAUGCGGACCACAUGGCGCAGAUCCAGCGGGUGCACGCCUUCCUCAUGAACGACUGCCUGCUCGUGGCCACCGCGCUGCCCAACCGCCGCGGCGCCUACCGCUACGACGCCCUGUACCCCCUCGACGGGCUGGCCGUGGUCAACGUCAAGGACAACCCGCCUAUGAAGGACAUGUUCAAGCUGCUCAUGUUCCCCGAGAGCCGCAUCUUCCAGGCUGAGAACGCCAAGAUCAAGAAGGAGUGGCUGGAGGUGCUGGAGGAGACCAAGCGCAACCGUGCCCUGAGCGAGAAGCGGCGCCUGGAGCAGGAGGCCCUGCCCCGGCCCGCCCCGACGCCCCCCGAAUCCACCAACCCCUUCGACGAGGAUGAGGACGAGGAGGAGGAGGAUGAGCCCUCCGCUGAGGAGGAGGUUGUUGACCUCUCGCUUGAAUGGAUCCAGGAGCUGCCCGAGGACCUGGACGUCUGCAUUGCCCAGCGGGAUUUCGAGGGGGCGGUGGACCUGUUGGAUAAGCUGAACGAGUACCUGGCGGACAAACCCGUGAGCCAGCCCGUCAAGGAGCUGCGGGCCAAGGUGGAUGAGCGCGUCCGGCAGCUCACGGACGUUCUGGUGUUCGAGCUGUCCCCGGACCGCUCGCUGCGAGGGGGCCCGCGGGCCACCCGCCGGGCCGUGUCCCAGCUCAUUCGCCUGGGCCAGUCCACCAAGGCCUGCGAGCUGUUCCUGAAGAACCGGGCGGCCGCCGUGCAGACGGCCAUCCGGCAGCUGCGCAUCGAGGGCGCCACGCUGCUCUACAUCCACAAGCUCUGCCACGUCUUCUUCACCAGCCUCCUGGAGACGGCCAGGGAGUUCGAGACGGACUUCGCCGGCAACAACGGCUGCUACUCGGCCUUUGUGGUCUGGGCCCGCUCGUCCAUGAGGAUGUUUGUAGAUGCCUUCAGUAAGCAAGUAUUUGAUAGCAAAGAGAGUUUGUCAACUGCGGCAGAGUGUGUCAAGGUGGCUAAAGAGCACUGCAAGCAGCUGAGCGAGAUUGGGCUGGAUCUCACCUUCAUUAUUCACGCCCUCCUGGUAAAGGAUAUCAAAGGUGCUUUACAGAGCUACAAGGAUAUCAUCAUCGAGGCCACCAAGCACCGCAACUCUGAGGAGAUGUGGAGAAAGAUGAACCUGAUGACUCCAGAGGCACUGGGGAAGCUCAGGGAGGAGAUGAGGAGCUGUGGGGUGGGCAAUUUUGACCAAUACACGGGUGAUGACUGCUGGGUGAACCUCAGUUACACUGUAGUAGCUUUCACUAAGCAGACUAUGGCCUUCUUGGAGGAAGCAUUAAAGCUUUAUUUUCCAGAGCUGCACAUGGUUCUUUUGGAGAGUCUGGUGGAAAUCAUCCUGGUGGCUGUCCAGCACGUCGAUUACAGUUUACGGUGUGAACAGGACCCUGAGAAAAAAGCAUUCAUUAGGCAGAAUGCCUCUUUCCUGUAUGAAACUGUCCUUCCUGUUGUGGAAAAAAGGUUUGAGGAAGGAGUUGGAAAGCCAGCCAAGCAGCUACAGGAUCUGAGAAAUGCCUCAAGACUGAUGCGUGUAAAUCCGGAAAGUACCACCUCUGUGGUGUGAAGUGAACCUAAGUGUUCCUGGUGGAACAGUUGGUGGCAGCACUUACUGAAGAUGUUGUACAUUGAACAGAUGAACUAAACAGGGGUUUUUAGAGUCCCUGAAAGAUGCAGAACUCUUAUCUGCUGCAUUCCAGAAGCUGGAGACUUUGAAUCAAUGCCUGCAAGCAUGCAAUGCUUUACUUGGUGGAUGGGGUGUAGGGAAGUGAGAAGGUGGAGGUCACAAUGUCCUUGAACAGCAUAUUCUGUAUGAAGGGCUUGUGUAGUAUUUAUGACUUGGGAAAUAACUGUAAUACACAAAUUUUGGCCAAUUGUUUGUGAAAGUCUUGCCUACAUAUACAGCAGAUGGCAGGAAAAGAUCAAUUCUCAUCAUGUCUCUGUAGCAAUUCUAUUUUGAGGCAGUGUUCUGGUAGGAGGGGAAGUGCUGAACCAUUCCCAGGGUGUGGUAUUCAGUGAGGCACAUCCACCAUCCAGAUGUGACUCAGCACUGCAGAUAAAUGACAUGGGUUUGCACAAUGUGAUUUUUGUGGUAGAAAUGCAGACUUUUAUUUAACAUUGAGAUUAUCUUCAUUCAUUUUGGAGGCAGAUUGAAAUAAAAAUAUUUUUUAGUAUAGGUUCUGGUGUUUGGGUGAAGGGGCUUCUUCUGUUUAAUAAGCUGGCCUGUCAGCCUGCUAAGUUAUAGCUGUCUGAAAACAAGCCUGCUGUCAGAACCAUUUGUUCCCUUCAAGACAAGUGAGAAUAAAUUGCUUCUCUUCCUCUUUG